Osmerus eperlanus (European smelt) is the source of this 1323-nucleotide messenger RNA. RefSeq names its product citrate synthase lysine methyltransferase (gene cskmt). The transcript has 2 exons. The record is from RefSeq and is a predicted model, not a curated record. NCBI's taxonomy places the organism in Eukaryota, Metazoa, Chordata, Actinopteri, Osmeriformes, Osmeridae. The coding region runs from base 24 to 833 and encodes 269 amino acids.
AUUGACGCGCAUGCGCGUUUCACAUGCAGCCUGCGCAUUUGCGCAGUUCAACGAGCAUCAUCAUGGCUUCGUUGUUGUCCAACGUGUUGCUAAUGUCAUACAGAAGGUUAGGAAAGCUUGUGUCGGUGAUUUCCAGGAACCAUUCUUCACUUACAACUGAAUUAAUUGAGAACAUGGAUAAGAAAGCAACGUGGGACCGGUUUUACACUGAAAACCGCGGCAGAACACCAAACUUUAAGAACUUUGAGUGGUUUUUUGGUUUUGGCACAGUUCAGGACUUUAUCUUGCCCUUGCUGCAUUCUAAACCUGACUCUAAUACUCUCUUCCAAGUAUUGGAUUUGGGCUGCGGAACCUCUGCCUUAGGUCUUGAUAUAUACAAUAAUUCCUUCUCUGCAGUGCAAGUGACCUGCGCAGAUAUUUCCCCAGUAGCUGUGCGCUUUAUGCAAGAACAAAUUAGAACCAAAGCAGCAGAACCUCGUAAUCCUGAUUCAAGACUGGAAUUCUUAGAACUGGAUUGUACAGAACUCCACCAACACUAUGGCUCUGAAAGCCUAGACCUAAUAAUAGAUAAGGGUACAACAGAUGCCUUGUUGAGAUCCAGGGAAGGGAGAGGCAAAGCUGAUCAGGUUCUAAAGCAGUCUCUGCGCGUAUUACGAAGUUCUGGGUUAUAUCUGCAGUUUUCGGACGAGGACCCUGACGCCAGGCUACUUUGGUUGGAAACAGUGGGUCAGGAGCUUGGGGGGGUGACUGCAGAUGUAUGCGUGCAAGAGGUAGGCGACUUGAGGGGAAUUUGUUACUUCUGCUACCAAAUCAGACCACGACAUGCUGCAUAGGAACCUAGUUGGCACUACUGUGCUGAAUUGGACUGUUCACAUCCUGAGAUCAGGAGGUGGAGAACACUUGUUUGCGAUUGCUUUGUGAAUGCUUUGAAUGGAUUUGAUUAAAUAUCAUACAACUAUGCCUCUUUCCUAGUGAUUUACUAAAGGGUUGUAGUCUUAACCAGGCAUGUCUCAUCGGUAUAUAGGCUAAAUGAAGGCAGUCAACAUAAAACAAAACACAAAAUAAUGUGUGAGAUCUGUGCAACAAUAUUGUCACUGUGAUCAGUACUGUUUAUUCAUACAAUUCCUUUUUAUAGUGACUGCAAUUUAAGUUUUAUCAGGGGUGCAGCCUGGAAAAUGCCUGUGUAAAAGCCAGACAAAAAUAGUAUUGAGCAAUUCCAAACUUUAGUCAACUUCACACAUGACACAGAAACUAUUCCAGUGUUGCUUGGAAAUAGAAGCUUAAAGGAAGAAGAUAGUAACAUAUCCCAGUGUUUGAUUACAU